AUGUUUCUCACAAGGACGGAGUAUGAUAGAGGAGUGAACACUUUCUCUCCAGAAGGAAGAUUGUUUCAGGUUGAAUAUGCUAUUGAAGCCAUCAAGCUUGGUUCAACUGCAAUUGGUUUAAAGACGAAAGAAGGGGUUGUGCUUGCAGUUGAGAAGCGUAUCACUUCACCUCUGCUGGAGCCAAGUAGUGUGGAGAAAGUCAUGGAAAUUGAUGAACAUAUUGGAUGUGCUAUGAGUGGAUUGAUUGCCGAUGCUCGUACACUUGUUGAGCAUGCACGGGUCGAAACUCAGAACCAUAGAUUCUCAUAUGGUGAGCCUAUGACAGUUGAGUCUACAACACAAGCACUCUGUGAUUUGGCCCUGCGAUUUGGUGAAGGUGAUGAAGAAUCCAUGUCUCGGCCAUUUGGGGUGUCUCUUCUCAUUGCUGGUCACGACGAGCAUGGACCCAGCUUGUAUUACACAGAUCCAUCUGGCACAUUUUGGCAGUGCAAUGCAAAGGCUAUUGGUUCAGGUUCAGAAGGUGCAGACAGCACUCUGCAGGAGCAAUAUAACAAGGACCUGACUCUUAAAGAAGCUGAGACAAUCGCUCUUUCUAUUCUAAAGCAAGUAAUGGAAGAAAAGGUGACUCCCAACAACGUCGACAUUGCCAAGGUGGCACCUACUUACCAUUUAUACACCCCUGCUGAGGUGGAGGAAGUCAUUAGCCGCCUUUGA
Messenger RNA from Dovyalis caffra, 714 nucleotides. Lineage: Eukaryota; Viridiplantae; Streptophyta; Magnoliopsida; Malpighiales; Salicaceae. The record is from the annotation of a GenBank genome assembly.